CCCGCGUCGGCAUUGGGUUUCUUAAAAGAUAUAUCUACGACUCUUGGCUUGUGUCCCGGCAUGUGGCCACAUCCCUCAAUGAAGCACCAUAUUUGACGGCUGCCGCCAUGUUACAUUAUCCUCUUCACAGCCAGAAUGUCUGACCCCUUGGUUACUCAAGCGAUUGCCGACGGGAGGGUUCCUCCCGGAAUCACAGCCCAGUAUCUGAAUCAAAGCAAAGACGCGUCUGCCAUUGUUGGCAUCAUCUUUGUCACCAUUUUCGCCAGUUGUGUCGUUGCCGUUCGACUCUUCUCGCGAGCCUUCCUCCUCCAUCGAUUCGGUCUCGAUGAUUGUCUGACUGUGGCCUCUUGGGUGUUAUUUAUUCCCUUUGUUGGGUUGUGCAUCAAAUUGAUCCGGUUGGGGUCCGGUCGACAUUUUGACUACAUACAAUAUGUCCUCGAUAUGCCAACCAUACAGAGGACGGAAGUCCUCGAUUUUGUCGCGCACAUCCUCUACACGACUUCGUUGCUGCUCUGCCGGCUUUCUGGCUUGGCGUUCUACCAUCGGCUGUGCUCGGUCAACCCGCGAUUUUUGCUAGCCAUCAAGAUUGUCUUUGCGAUCAUGAUUAUCGGCUAUAUUUCACAGCUCUUCCUGAUCAUCCUCCACUGCAUACCCGUCACAGGCCUCUGGCCUUAUACUUUCCAGCCAGACUACGACAAGUACAGAUGCUUGCAGUGGGGUCUCGUGUACAGCGUGAACUCGGCCGUCUCCCUGGCCUGCGAUCUGUUUCUCUUUGGUAUUCCUGUCCUCAUGAUCAGGAUGCUCAACAUCUCGCGCAAGAAGAAGAUCCAGCUGGGUGGGAUUCUUCUCCCGGGAAUUCUUGUCAUUGGGAUAUCCGUCACUCGGCUCGUCUUUGUUAUUGAGGGGCAAUGGAAUGUGGACAUGUCCUGGGCUUACGAUCCAAUGCUCGCCAUCGAGGUCACCGAAAUCGGCGCCACUCUCGUUGCCCUCUCCGUACCUGGAGUCAAACCUUUCAUCGACAAGUUCGUUCUUCGCCGGAACAUCCUUAGCGAAGACGACACCAAGGGCCACUCGAGAUACGGCGAUCAGUCUACUAGUCAGCGAGGCGACAUAGCCCUGCAUUCUCUCAACUUGCGCUCGGCGUACGAUGGCAGACAGGAUCACUUGCGCGAGAACGAACACGAGGCAUCGGCGCAAGGGUUUGGGAAUUUUCGAACCCGGAACAAGUUCGGUGACGACCAGAGCGAUAACAGUGUCAAUGGCAUCUUGAUACACGUUGACUUCCAGGUGAAAGAGGUCUCUGCUCGCCGGGAAUCGAAUGCGCAUGCCGCAUCACAAGCGUCUAGUUCCACUAGUUAGAAUUGUCCGCGUGUCGUAGUAAAUGUCUACGGUGCUUCUCGGCUGGAAAGAAUUUGAUUGUUG
Molecule: messenger RNA, 1422 nt
Organism: Emericellopsis atlantica
Lineage: Eukaryota; Fungi; Ascomycota; Sordariomycetes; Hypocreales; Bionectriaceae
Exons: 4
Coding region: 136-1359 (407 amino acids)
Source: RefSeq, a predicted model, not a curated record